CCCUUCUCAUCUUCAGCCACCAUGUCUCUAGGCCUUCUGCUUUCUGUACUGGGGCUUGUGGUGCAGACUCAAGCAAUGACUGUAAGUGAACCGCAGGAAUUCAAACAAUAUGAAGUGGUUUAUCCUCAAAAACUACAUGUCAUGCAAAAAAGACAGAUCCAAGAGAGCCCAAUGGAGCCUUAUGACAACGAGGAAAAAUAUGAACCUGAGGUGCAAUAUCAAAUUACAUUAAAUGGGGAAAACAUGGUUUUUCAACUACACCAAAACAGUGACCUCCUAUCUCCACGCUACACAGAAACAUAUUACUCAUCUGACGGAAAGAAGAUCACCACCAGUCCUGAGGCCACGGAACGCUGUUAUUACCAAGGUCACAUCUUGAAUGAGAAAGACUCUGUGGCCAGCCUCAGUCUGUGUGGGGGGCUGAGGGGCUUCUUCAAGCACCGUAAUCAAAGCUACCUAAUAGAGCCUCUGAAAGGUGGCAAGAAAGAGGCACAUGCCAUCCUGAAAUAUGACUAUGUGGACCCCACAAACCAGACCUGUGGAGUAAAGAGCUCAGACCAGAAGCACAUCCUCACCCGGAACCCUAGAGCAAUCUCUGACCUAAAUAAUUUUCUUACAUCUCCAAAAUAUAUCAGACUUUUCUUGGUCCUGGAUAAAGCUUUUUAUGAUAUGCACAAAGGAAAUCAGACCUCAAUAAGAAAUUUUCUUUUCAAUGUGGUCAACCUCCUCAAUGUGAUCUAUAAUACCUUGGAUGUUCACGUGGCCUUGGUGGGCAUGGAGAUCUGGUCAGAUACUGAUAAGAUUAAGGUGGUACCACAUGCACAGAGUACCUUCAACAAAUUCUUGAACUGGCACAGCGGAUGGAAGGGAAAGAAGCAUGACCAUGCUCAGCUGCUCAGUGGAAUUGCCUUCAGCAAAAAACAAGUGGGAUCUGGGGCCUCAAACUCCAUGUGCAGUUUACGUUCUGUUGCAGUGAUUGAGGCAUGGAGGAAAAACGCAGUGUCACUAGUAGGAGUGAUGUCUCAUGAGUUGGGUCAUGCCCUCGGAAUGCCUGAUGUGACUCAUGAGACCAAAUGCCCCUCUGGGAGCUGUGUGAUGAACCAGUACCUGACCUCUAAAUUCCCAAAGGACUUCAGUGAAACUGCCCUCAAAUCUUUUAAAAAAUACCUCUUGCAUCAAAAACCAAUGUGUCUUCUCCAAGCACCAGCCCCAGAAGACAUAAUAAGCAAUCCAAUCUGUGGGAAUAAACUCAAGGAAGUAGGUGAAGAUUGCGACUGUGGGACACCCAAGGAAUGCACAAACCCUUGCUGUGACGCAGAGGCAUGCAGAUGGAAGCCUGAGACCCAGUGUGAAGGACACACAACAGCACGUGCACGUUGAGGCAACUGAGGCUCAAUGAGCUGAAGGGACCUAUCUACCCAAGGUUAUAGAAUCCACCCAGGAGAGGAUGUGAGAUGGGAACUCAAUUUCUUCUAAGUCCAAGGCUGUCUCCAUCAUACUAUGGUUUGUUUUGGGAGAUGAAGAAGAGUUAUUGGUGAAAACAAGAAAGAAAUGAUUUGAACUUGCUUCUCCUUUAAUCUUUAGGAUAUGCUUACAGUCUUCACAAAUGUACAUUUAACAUUUUACC
Messenger RNA from Vombatus ursinus (common wombat), 1627 nucleotides. It is a transcript of the gene ADAMDEC1, whose product is annotated as ADAM like decysin 1. The transcript has 14 exons. The record is from RefSeq and is a predicted model, not a curated record. Gene Ontology annotation, biological process: proteolysis. The coding region runs from base 22 to 1380 and encodes 452 amino acids. NCBI's taxonomy places the organism in Eukaryota, Metazoa, Chordata, Mammalia, Diprotodontia, Vombatidae. Gene Ontology annotation, molecular function: metalloendopeptidase activity.